Messenger RNA from Nelumbo nucifera (sacred lotus), 1018 nucleotides. RefSeq names its product trigger factor. The record is from RefSeq and is a predicted model, not a curated record. NCBI's taxonomy places the organism in Eukaryota, Viridiplantae, Streptophyta, Magnoliopsida, Proteales, Nelumbonaceae.
UUUACCACGCCAAAUCAGUUGAUAUCGCUCUGCCUCUGUCGCUGUCGCUGUCGCUGUCGCUCAUUUCACUGGUUUGGAUUGCCUCAGAAACAGAAAGUCGAGAAACGGAGAAACAAGGAGCUUCGGAGAUAGACGGAGAUGGAAGAUGUAAUAACAGACAUUCCCCCCCCUUCAAGGUUCUUCAAUGAAGACCUCAACAACUUUGCUCUACCAUCGCCUGCUCUCCCAUCUCCCUUCUUCGUUUUUUCUAAACCUGACUCUAACUUUCCCCUCCGCCCAUCCCUCCUCGUCGUGGCUAUCUCUCCCCCAUCUAUCUAUCUUCUCCACCACUGCAUUCCUUCCAAAACCCUAAUUGGAACCCUAAUUCUCCCUGAGAUCUCCUUUUCUGGCAACCCCAUCGAACCUUCUCACCGUUCCAAAUCUUGUGACAUCUACGCCUCCAUCGACGACCCUGCCAUUCUAUUUAUGUCCGUCCAGCUCCCCGUCGCAGGAGAGAGGGCUUAUGCGGUGGCGAAACUGAUAAUCGAUGAAGGAGAGAUCAGGCCGGAGAGAGUUUUGAUUUUGGAUUCGGUGCAGAGUCGGAAUUUUCGUGGAAAUCUCUCUGCCGACGAGAUGCUUGUGUUUAAGCUCGAGACGUCGUCAACGUCGGGACAACAGAUGGUUUGCGGGGUGGGGUGGUUUCCUUCGGGGAGUAUGGUUGAUGGUCUUGGUGCGGCGCUUUUGACGAGGUGUCAGAUGAGGAGGAUUCAAGGGACGCUUUGUGUUUCCUGGCCGGAAUGUGGGCCUUCGGCAGUGGCGCUGGUUAAAUCUUUGCUUGAUAAUUCUGUGUUGUCUAAGUUGGACGUUAGGGCUUUCGAUGGUGAUUGUGAUGUGGGUUUUGAUCGGAUUAAGGAUUCGGAACUGUAUGCCUGAAUGGUAACUUUGCUUUUCAUGUAUUUAGUGAUCGUGGCUUGCAUUUGCUACAAUAGUAUUUAUCUCUUUUUAAUUAAUUGAAGAAAGAAGUAUUGUCUUAUAUGGA